UUUGCGGGACUCCAUAGCCCGAACAUGGGGUUCAAUUUUGUCACCGUUUGCGUAAAGUAGUACCGUGAAGAGAGAGGGGGGGGGAAAACGAUGGAAAAGCGCGUCUGAUGCAGGAUAAAGUGUCUGUUUUCUGUGAAGAAUCGAACCAUCUCCAUCCGAGUGUGCCAGACAGAAAGAGACAGAAGGGUUUUACUGGAAACUCAGACUCCCUCUGAGCUCCUCCGAGGACUCUGGGAACCAAGUCAGAAAGUUACAUGCUGAAAUCUGCUGUGUCGACCUGAGGUCCAGGGUGUAAGGGGAGCAGCAGGCCUCAAAGCUCCAAUGCCAGUGGACAUGCAGCCACACCAGGGGCUGUAUCACUAUGAGACCUCCCCCAGCCAGCCCUCCAGAGGCCUAGUCCCAUCAGACCAGUCUCCCUACAGUGAUGUCUCCUCGCUGCGUGCCCCGCUCCUCAAUGGCCCACCCCAGGACUGCCGUGCCAUGUAUAAUCCCAUGACUCCAAGUAUGACUCAUGGAUCAGGACCAGGACAGGGGAUGGGCCACUGCAUGGAUCAAUAUAUGAGGCCCCCUCAGGCUCCACUGCCACACGGUAUGAUGGGCCAAAGGGGCAUGCCGCCCACAGAGGGUGGCAACAGCACCCCCUACUGUAACCAGACUAACAUGGCACCCUCUCAUCACAACUUCUGCCAGUUUCAGCCUGGCUCUGAUCAGAUUGGCUCAGGGGAUGGCUCCAGGUUUUCCACACCUCGCUCCAUGCUUAAGCUGAGUAAAAAGAGAGCUCUGUCCAUCUCACCUCUUUCUGAUGCCAGUGUUGACCUGCAGACAGUGAUCCGGACAUCGCCUAACUCCCUGGUGGCCUUUGUCAACUCUCGCUGCAACCCCAAUGGUGCCAGUUCUUAUGGGCAUCUCUCUGUGGGCGCCAUGAGUCCAUCCCUUGGCUAUUCCAGCAACAUAAACUGCCAAUCCAGGCAACAAGGUUCUGUGUAUGGAGGAGGUGGGGGAACGCCUCUGGGUGGACACACACCAGGUCCCUGCCAAGCUUCACGCUUACCUCCUCACAAUCCUCGGCUGCACGCACCACCCAAGCAUGGACAUCUGAAGACAGAGCCUGGACUUGGUGGUGUCAUGGAUGGCAUGAAUGUAAAGAGCCUCGAGGAGAGGUCAGAAGGAGAUGUGGCCAGUCCUUCUUCCACUGGUACUCAGGACCCUCUUUUGGGUCUGCUGGAUGGGCGAGACGACCUGGACAAGGAGGAUGGGAAGCCUGAGCAAGAGGCCAUCUAUGAAACCAACUGCCACUGGGAGAGCUGCAACAAGGAAUUUGACACACAAGACCAGCUGGUUCAUCACAUCAACAAUGAGCACAUCCAUGGGGAGAAGAAGGAGUUUGUGUGUCACUGGCAGGACUGCUCUCGAGAGCAGAGGCCUUUCAAAGCACAGUACAUGCUGGUGGUUCAUAUGCGAAGACACACAGGAGAGAAGCCACACAAGUGCACUUUUGAAGGCUGUAAUAAGGCUUACUCUCGCCUGGAGAAUUUGAAGACCCACCUGCGCUCUCACACAGGAGAGAAACCUUAUGUGUGUGAACAUGAAGGCUGCAACAAAGCCUUCUCCAAUGCUUCAGACCGGGCUAAGCACCAGAACCGAACCCACUCUAAUGAGAAACCUUAUGUUUGCAAGAUCCCUGGCUGCACCAAGCGGUACACAGAUCCAAGCUCUUUGCGUAAACAUGUGAAGACAGUGCAUGGCCCUGAAGCCCAUAUCACCAAGAAGCACCGUGGAGACACGGGACCACGACCACCAGGUUCAGCUAUGACCUCUGCAGGUCAGGAAUCUGAACUGCUGCUCGAGAAAUCAGAGACACGCAGGGAGGACUGCAAACUGUUGGCUCCUGAGCCUACUUUGAAAUCCCAGCCAAGCCCAGGUGGUCAAUCAUCCUGCAGUAGCGAACGUUCUCCACUGGGGAGCGCCAACAACAAUGAUAGUGGUGUGGAGAUGAACCUGAAUGCAGCAGGCAGUCUUGAGGAUCUCACAGCACUGGAGGACGGAGUGGCAGGUGGAGGAGGAGGGGAGCCAGGAAGUGUUGGGACAAUGGGAAUGUCUGCACAGGCUUUGAAGAGGCUGGAAAACCUAAAGAUUGAUAAGCUGAAGCAAAUCCGCAGGCCAACUCCUCCUUCCCGUUGUGCCAGUAACAAGCUACCUGCACUUCCUGGUCCUGGAGAAAAUAUGGGAAUGUGUGCACCUUCUCCACUCCUUUCAAAUCGACGAGUUAUGGAGCUUUCCAAUCAUGACCUGGGCGGCACAUCAGUCAGCUGUUCUGCUAAUGACAGGAGAGGAAGCGGCACCAGCAGCCUAAGCUCUGCAUAUACUGUCAGCCGUCGUUCCUCCAUGGUCUCUCCUUAUUUGUCCAGCCGGCGCUCCAGUGACGUCUCACAAAUGGGAGGAACAGCAGGGGGAGGAUGUCACCUCCUCAGUCCGGAGCAAAGUGGGGGAGACCCCCUUUCUCCCGAGACAAAUCGCAGAGGAGCUCCAUGUCCUGGUGGAGGAGGAUUGCCUGGUCUUCCAAAUUUAACACCCGCUCAGCAAUACAGCCUAAAGGCCAAGUAUGCUGCGGCGACGGGAGGACCUCCACCCACUCCUUUACCCAAUAUGGAGCAGACAGGUACAGCAGGAAGAAGAGGUGCUUUGAGUGAGUACCAGGGACAACCUCUGCCUCCCUUUCUUCAACAAGGUGGUCCACGAAGGCAUAGUGCCAACACAGAAUAUGGCACUGGUGUUAUCUACCCUCACCAGGCUCCGGGUAACAACAGCAGGCGGGCCAGUGACCCUGUACGGUCAGUAGCAGAUCCACAAGCCCUUCCUAAGCGCUUCAAUAGCCUUAACAAUGUGGCCUUGAUGAGCCGAAGGAAUGCACUGCAGCACCGUGGCUCUGACACCAGCCUUUCCCGCCACUUGUACUCACCACGGCCACCUAGCAUUACAGAGAAUGUAAUGAUGGAGGCUAUGGGUAUGGAGCCCCAUUUAGCUCCUGUUGACGCCAGGGAUCGUUCCAUGAUGAUGCCCCCUGGAGAGAGGAACUUCAUGGGAUAUCAGCAACAGCAUCAAAAUCCUGGAGGAGCUGGAGGUGGUGGUCCUCUGUCAAAUCAGUUGUCCCCAAGCCAUGACUCUCUGAACUGUCCAGACCAGGCUUACAUGCAGGGGCACUACCAGAACCAAGGAGGGGAGGUUACUUCUAGGGCUGUUGGAAAUACACUAGGUUCAGUGAGGCCAAUUCACUCGGAGGGUAUGUCCAAUACACUUCUCCAACAGGCUGAGUAUAGUAUGAGCAACUGCCAGCUCAGUCCCUCGGGCCCUCAUUACCCAAGCCUAGGUCAGGGUAGUGACACUGUAGGACCUUGGAGUGAUACCCACAGCCAAAUCCAAACUUCAAGUCAUGCCCUCCAGAACGCUCGAGGAAUGCAAUAUUCAGAUCCUACCCUACAGCCUCAACAGACACAGGCCCACUUCAACAAUCAGCCAAACCUCUACAACAGCCCUGAUGGAACCCACAAACUUGUCAUCAAGCCAGAGCAGCAGUUUCACCCUGGGAUGGGAGCUGGAGAUGCCUGUCAAAAUGCCAAGCUCCAACAGCAGCGAAUGCACCUCCAGCAGACUCAGGGUUACUCACAACAGUCAGGCCAGGUUAUGAUGAGGAACUCUAAUAAUCCCAGCUGUGACUUUCCAGUGAACCCCAACUCCUUCCCUAGUGGAGGAGGCCUGAGCUUGGGCUGUGCUGGCACUGUGCUUUCAGAUGGACAGAGAUCUGAAACCCCCAUGAUGCAGGUGAAGGAGAUGAUGGUGAGGAACUACGUUCAGUCCCAGCAAGCUCUCAUGUGGGAGCAGCAACAAGAACAGCAACAACAGCAGCAGCCAAGUGGAAUAAAACCUCCUCCAUUAUCUGAUAAUGUUGAUAUGAGUGCUCAGACUGCAAUGAUGCAGCACAGUCCACAGCACCAAAACCAGAAUCUAUACCCUAACCAGCCCUAUCAAAGCUAUCCCAACCAGAACCUUGUCAUGAGCCCACCGGCCCACACCAGAGGACCCAGCUCUGUGACACCUAAAGACCAGCAGCUGACAGGUCUCCAAGGCUCAUGUUAUGGCCAGGACAUGGUGGUCCCAAGGCCUCCUCAGGGACGGAAACCGCUCAGUCGCCAGAACAGCCUGUCACAGGUUGGAAGUUAUCUUGGCAGCCCACCCCAUCUCAGUCCUGUCCACUCCACUUCCAGCCCAAGACGAGGGAUCCGACUUCCUCCCAUCCAGCAUCCACAGCACCCACAAAAUGAAAUGUUCUCUCCUUCCAAUAACAACAACAUGUACUACUCUGGUCAGAUAAAUUUGGACUUAGAGAAACACAUGGACCCCCAGAAUGGACCUUGUCUGAAUCAGCAGCUAAGUAUGGCAUCUAACCUGGACCCUACAGGUGGCACAAAGUCUGCCUCCAUGCCUCCUUAUUCUGAAUCUGGACCCAUGUCCAAUGCCUUGGAGAACUUGGACCUGGACAAUGCACGCAUAGACUUCACCUCCAUCAUUGAUGAUGCAGAGUCUUCCUCUUUCAGCCCAGUUAACAAUCCCCUUCAGGGUCAACCAGGGUCCUCCUCCCAGGCAUCAUCCCGCCUUACCACCCCCCAGACUUCUGUCAACCUAGCUGCAGGCUCUGGGUUGUCCAACAUGGCUGUGGGUGACAUGACAUCUAUGCUUACCUCACUGGCUGGGGAGAAUAAAUACCUGAACACACUGUCUUAGAAGAAAACCUUUGGUAUCUUAUCUCAGACUGAUAAGCAAGUACAGACCCUGGACAAAUCUUAUUGUUGAAGAUCCCACCUGGAAAUGUACUUAGCUCCCUGUCCAGGUUAACCAACCAUGGGUUGUCUCUUGCUGUGAUUUUUUUCCUGGUACUUUGCAAAAAACCUUAGGGUGACUCAGUUCGGUUCUUGCCAAACAAGCCUUUAAAACAACCACAUUUACCUGUGUAGAAUCAAAAACUAAGGGACAAGGGUCUCUUGGUACGGGAUACCCAAUGUAACAUGAGAAAUAAAAUAGUGUUAAUGGGUUUACUUUGCAAGUUGAGACUAACCCUACUUAUACAACAGGUUUCAAAGUUUUAUGAAUACCCACCCCAACCUUAAAACCAAAGGUGCCUGAUCAACCUCCCUUGUUGUAUUGUUCCUUUAGUGCCUUGGUACUUGGUAAAGUUCCAGAGUUAUAUGCCUGACAUGAAACUGAUACUGAUUUUUUCCAAACAGGCAUUCCAGUCAUGUAGGCUGUAGAAACAGUGGAGCAGAGAAGGAUGCAUGUAAAUAAGUUUUAUAAACAUUUAGAUAUAUUCUAUAUAUGACAAUGAGACAGCGGACAAAUCAUCCCCUGCCUUGUUAUAGACUGCUUGGAUUCUGAAGGCCAAUGUUCAGAUGGGUUGGUUGUACGAAGAGAUGAGUAAAGACUAAAGAUGUGCUUUUGGUGAAUGAGAAUAUUUUCUCAGUGCAACUAAAUAAUGAUCUGUAUUACAAGGGUUUUUUUUGAGAACAAAACACUUUUCAUAGUGGCAAAUCAGUAUUCCAACACAUGCUACAAUGCAUUCACAAAAACAAUAUAGCCUACACAAACACUCAGGACUUGUUGGUGUUUGCAUCUUUGGUGUUUAAAUGACCUUUAUAUUGUAAUUGCCUUUCCAGACAGAGAGUUUGCACUCCACAUGUUUACUGUACAUGUUCUUAAAGCAGCUGUGUAUAUUUUCCCCAGUGAUUUUGAAAACUUUAAAACAGUAAGGCUAUGCUCUUUCAAAGGUACUCACAAGAGGGAUGGAUGAUAAGUAAAGCUUAUCAAAUAUGUCAAACAACCCCUUAUCAUCAAAGUAUAUAUCAUAUAUUCAAGCAUAAUGCCCUUGCUUGGCAAACAAAUGAAUUUCAACCCAUACAUGAUGAAGUUGAGCAAAACAGCUAUUUUGAAUUUAACCAGAAUUAGCUGGUUGCAUCUGUGAACUGAUUAGUUAUUGCUUCUAUGAAAAAUGGAGCUUCACUCAUAGUACAGUGCUUUUGCACUUUGGCUCGAAUCCCAAAGAGCAGUUUUUAUGUACAAUUACCCUUCUGAAUUCUAGAAAGGCUCAAGAAUUGGGAGUAUACCAACCCGACCACUGUAGUAAAAUGAAUUAUAUGCUAUGUGUACACUGAGGUACUUCUUGCAACUAUUGAGCUGUAUGAUACAGAAGAAGGCUGCAGCUCUUGAUGAGCAAAUUAAUUUUACACUGUGGCUUUGCACUGACUACAGCACUGUGUGAAAAGGUCUAAGACUCCCGUGACUGUUCACAGGCACCUCAUUUGUUAAUUUUCAAGUACAUCACAGUAUUUUUUUUAAAUAAAUAAUCAUUGGAAUACUCAUCUGAGCAUGUUUAGACUCAACAAACAUAUUUGUGACUUUUAGUAGUGCCACUUUAUUCUGAGAAGCAUUAGCAGGAAUGAACAUUUCUUCAUUAUGGAAAAAGUGUACAACCUACCAAAGACACCUUAAAGAUAGAGAAAAGAUGCACAAAUAGUCUAUUUUAACACAACACUAAUACCAGCAAUAAGGGCAUAAACAUUGACUGAUAGUGCUGUUGUUUAGAAUGUAUGAAAUGUUUUGUACAAAGUUAUCCUUUUAUAUUAAUGAACUUUAUGGACAUUGCCUUCUACAUGUGUGUUUGUGUGUGUGCGUGUGUGUUUGUCAUCCUUCAUUCUGUCUUUUUUGCUGGCAAAAGAAUAUCCCCUUUAGCAAAAGAAAGCUAUGAUAGUAGCAUUAACUAUUAUAGACAAAAGCCAAGUGUUAUAUUUUGUGUACAAUUUUCUACAUUUUUAUACAAAUGUGCUAUAUUUUACCAGUUUAUGAAUAAAACAUGUUCAGUGGGAUAAUAUAAUGUUUGUGUAAUAUUUCUUUCCAUGUCUGUCACUGUAAAAGAAGGUGGCUUUGGGGUAAAAUGCAACAUGAAUACAACAUGAAUGCUAUGACAAUUCCUAUCUGAAAAUUUCUUGGGGAUUUAAGGUGCAUCAAACAAGCUUAAAAAUGUGGGUAUAAUGCUUGCUUUGCUGGGUUACAUGUUUCUAUGCCUGAUGGAUGAAUGCACUGGCUCAUUUUCACCAACAGAGUGCAGUAUAGCUUGAGAACAACUACAAAAGCCACUGUUUAUCUCUGCAAUUCAC
Molecule: messenger RNA, 7202 nt
Organism: Cheilinus undulatus (humphead wrasse)
Lineage: Eukaryota; Metazoa; Chordata; Actinopteri; Labriformes; Labridae
Gene: gli1
Product: GLI family zinc finger 1
Exons: 13
Coding region: 322-4779 (1485 amino acids)
Biological process (GO): smoothened signaling pathway; regulation of transcription by RNA polymerase II
Cellular component (GO): nucleus
Molecular function (GO): RNA polymerase II cis-regulatory region sequence-specific DNA binding; DNA-binding transcription factor activity, RNA polymerase II-specific
Source: RefSeq, a predicted model, not a curated record